This is a messenger RNA of Gastrolobium bilobum, 918 nucleotides long. RefSeq lists its product as uncharacterized. The record is from RefSeq and is a predicted model, not a curated record. Bases 144 to 689 code for a protein of 181 amino acids. The transcript has a single exon. NCBI's taxonomy places the organism in Eukaryota, Viridiplantae, Streptophyta, Magnoliopsida, Fabales, Fabaceae.
CAUAUCUCUCUCCUCAUCCCUUAGCUUCAGCCCAUUAGCUUCAGCCCAUUUCUUCAUCACUAGCCAUAACCUUAUACCAUUUUAGUUCCAUUCCAUCUUCUCUUCCUUCCUCUCUUUCUUCAUUUUAUUUCACAAGGAAAUUAAUGGAGGAAACUUUGGUGCCAAAAAGGCCCAGAGAAGAAGCCCUAGUGGAAAAAGAUUUGGACUUUGAAGAGUACUCAAAGAGACACAAGCCAUACAACCACAUACUCUCACUUCUUGAUUCAGAGGAAGAGGAGUCCACAGAAGACCUCUCCACUCUGAUGACAAGCCUUCAAAAGGAAAUAACUUGUGUCUCUAAUAACUCAGAUACCCUUUUGAUGUGCCCAGCUCAAGAAAAUUACCAACACAAUCUCACCAGUUUAGAGGAGAGUUCAACCUCAACUUGUCUUUCUGCUCCUCAUGUCUUGAAGGAAGAUGAGGAGAAUGAUAAGGAGAAGGUCAUGAAACAUCUCCUUCAAGCUUCUGAUGAUGAACUUGGGAUUCCAAACACUGACGGGGCUGGGUUACUGGAUUUUGGGGAAGAUCAUGGAUUUAACAGUGGAGAAGAUGUGUUUUCUUCUUUAUGUGACAAGUUAUGGGAGCUUGAGGAUGAGACAGCUAACUACUAUGCUUUGUUGCAGUCUGAACUCUUCCUGUGGGGGCAUUAAUUAGUAAGUCAAAAAUCUCAGGUCAUUACAUAGAAAGAAGGAGGCAAUUUUUUUUUUAUUUUUUUAUUUUUCUUUUUUUGUAAGACCUCUUUUGUAAAGUUCACGGGAUGCCUCUGGUGUUGUUAUUCUCUACUGUUAGGCAGAGCCCCCUACUGCCUUUGCAGGGCAAUAUGUACUUCCGCACUAGAAAAAUCAAUUAGAUACAUACAUACGUUUUUUUGGUAUGAAA